UUUUCCACAAGUGCUUGCAAAGUAACAUGUUAGUGCAUGUACGUUGUAUGCGCGCUUCGUAGAAAUGGCGACUUGUUGCGAAAGACCGUGAUCAAUCGGUUUCAUGGGGAUUUUCUAGGAAAUAGGAUCAAAAUGGCGUCUUUGAAGUUGUCAGAAUGCGUUUGCCCUAUCUGCUUGUGCAUUUUGAUCGAGCCAGUCACGAUGCCGUGUAACCAUGAGCUUUGUAUGCCAUGUUUUCGGAAGAAUGUGGAACAGGCCAACUUGACUUGCCCGAUGUGCCGCCUGCGUAUCAGCAACUGGGCCCGCAAACAUUCGGGGCGAUUGAUAAACGAGGAGCGGUGGAGGAGUAUCCGGGAAGCCUUCCCCGUGCUCUGCCAGAGACGAAUGGAGACUGGAGAUGAAGGCGAUGAUGAUGUUUUAGAUCUAAUGACACAGCCCCCUCCCCCUGUCAUACACGUCGCUCAACCAGGUGAGAUUGGUGAAGAAUUCAAGAAGGAAUCAGAAAAGGUAAAAGAGGAAUAUCGACGAGAGUUAGAAGAUGCAGUGAAGCGUAGCGAAGAAUACAUCAAGGAACUUCAGAAAGAGGAGGUGAAGAGAUUUGAAGAGAGACAGGAAGAGUUGCUUAGUCAGGAGAAGCAGGAUGCAGAGCUUGCUAGACAACUGGCCAAGGAGGAGCCUAAUGAAAUGAUCUAUCGUGGUGAGAGGGUUCAUGUGAUGAGAGAACAAGUCUUAAAAGACGAGGAGCUUGCCAGGAGAAUUCAGAUGACUGAACAGUCUUUGUCUAAUACCCCUACACCUAAAUCCCCUGACAUCAUCAUCCUGCCCUCAUCCGGAGGCUCUUCUCGCAAGAACAGCGCUUCAUCAUCGACCAUCAAAUGCCUUAGCAUAGAGAAGUUCAUGUCCCCAAUGAGUAGGAAGAGUAGAUCCCCUGAGGGAGCAGCCAUUGAGGAUCAGCCAUCUACUUCAGCACAUUCCCCAGUAAAUGCAAGUCCUAGGAAAGAAGAAAACUCCCCUUCUCCUUCCGGUAAUGGAGCGUCCAUCAAGCGACGUGGUGCCUUCUCUCCUGUUGUCCUGAAGGCACCACGAUUGAAGGAACUUGAUGACAUCCACCUCAGGGCUCACAGUACAGAUAGCAAUGAUAGCAUCUCAGAUGAGAUGAAUCAUUUCAAACCUAUUCAUGUCUCACCAAGGACGGCUCGCAGGAAACUACCAGAUGGCAGAGCGGAGUCACCACCCAUAGUCUUCACAACCCCAAGGAAUCUUCAAAGGAUAGAAGAUGAUGCAGACACUGCAAAGGAGACCUCAAUCAAGAUGUCAUCCUUGCUGAAAGCCCGCUGGAAGGACAUGGAAGCAGAACGGACAAACCAGGUGAAUGAAACCUCUAAGGCUACCAUGACUAGUCUGGCAAGGCAACUGAAGAAACAGAUGUGGAGGCAGCAGAGCAGCAAGCAAGUGAGACAAGGGGAUCAAGGGAAUCGACAGGGAGAGCCCCCUCAGAAGAAGGCCAAAGUUGAGAUGUCAGGGGCAGGGGAUGCAUCCUUGAGAGCCAAAGAUCCUUCAGCAAACAACCUCAGCAACAGUAGCCAUACCCUGCUUCAGAUGAGAGUUGAGGAAACUGGGAAAUCAGACACAACCUUGAUAGCUGACAUUGAUGACAUCGGCGAUGCAACUGAUUAUAAUCAUAACUGCAACAAUAGCAGGAUACUGGAUGCAAAACUUAAGUUAUCACCUCAUGGGAAAUGUGAACAUUCUGGUGACAGGUUGUCCAGUUUGGAUGGUAGUGACAAUGGUAAUGCCAACGCAAGGGUGCAGAGAAUUUCAGGGAAAGGUGAGGAUGAAGUCGAUGGGAGUUCAAAGACUUAUAAAAAGAAAGUGCACACUCCCAUCAAAGAAUAUGCAAUGAGGGAACAUACAAAGCUGCAGACCAGGGUUACAAACAGCAUCAAAGACUUGUUCAGCGCAAGACGUUCAAAGUCAAAGGCAUCCAAUGGAGAUUGUGUCAAAAAUGGUUCAGAGCCUCUUCUUCCUUCAUUGCCUAAACCUGAAGAUGGCUUGAACACAAAAUUAGAAAAAAGUUUGCCAAAUGGAAAUUCAGGAGAUACGGACUGUAGUAGAUCAAAAGCUGAGUCAUUGCAGCAGACAAAAACAGUAUCUAGUCGACAGAACAAAGCCAAGAGUGCCAAUGGCAGAGACUCUGCCUCUAGUAACCAAAGAUGUAAUUCAGGAGAUGGGUCAAGGAGCAGUUCAUCAAAGGUUGAAGUGUCUUACGAGGAAUGGCUGAAGAGCAAUGAGUGUGAAACAGAUUCUAUGCAAGCAAAGUCCAAGGGUACGGGUACGGGUAAUGAUAAUGUCAGUGAUUCAUCCACAUGUAACAUAUCCCAGAAUUUCAAUUCAGUCUCCAAACUUGACUCGGGUAUUAUUGCUGAGAAUAGUACAGCACAAUUGACAAUCUGCGAUGAUAGCUUAACCACAUCGGAUGAUCCAGUCUUGAAGAUGGCAAGCCAAGAUUCUGAUGUGAGCAUGGCAAGUGUUGAUGACGAAUCAGGACAUUUGAGAAACAAAAGCAAUGGCAAUAGAAAGGACAAAAAUCGCGGAAAGGUCAAACCCAGCAAGGGUAGAGGAUCUUCUCGGAAGUCUCCAAGAAAAUCUGAGGAGACAAUCCUGCGAUACAUGGAGCUCCUGGACCAGGAGCAGAAGAGACUGACGCAGGAGGAUGAGGAUCAUCUCCUGGCAGAGAGGCUCCAGAGAGAGUUUGACAAGGAGAUGAGACAGAGGGAUGCUGUUGAUAGGUCUAAAGGUACUGAUGAUGCUUAUGAGCUUAGGCAACAACAAAGGACACUCUACCGCUACAUGGAAUGAUUUCAUAUCCAAUUCAUUAAUGUAUCAUUGUGAUUGUGGGUUUGUCUUAUUCCCUACUCAGUUUGUGUUUUAUCCGUCUUGUACUUGAAAGAAUAAUCAGGGGAGCGUUUCAUCAGCAUUUUCGUCUGACAAAUUGUCAGAUAGGACAACUGUUAUUGAUUUUUGAUUGGCUGAGAAGCACUGUUCCUUGGUAACUGUAGAUAGAACAGGACUUGUCAAAGGUUUGAUCCGAUAGUUACCACAAGAAUUGUGCUUUUCGGUUAAACAUUCCAACAACUUGUCAAACAACCAAUGUUGAUAAAAUGCUCUCCUGAGCUCCAAAUUGAUUCAAAUUUUUUAUUACAUGGCAAACCAUUGCAACUAUAUGAAGUGAAUAAUUGUGCUGGAUCAAAAGGUUCAGCACAAGUCAUACCAUUUAAAAAGAUGCUAAAUGAAUAUUCAUUAAGGGCUUGAUGAUGUUGCAAGUUACAGGUCACUGAUUUUGGCUGCUAAACCUAUCUCAAAAUAAGCAGAGAGUGAAAUUUUUUUUGGUUUGGAGUAGAAAAUCUGCCUUGACAUCGAGUUGGUUUUAAUAUAGGCAAAAAUAUGAGAGAAGCAUGUUUUUGAAAGUUUGACACAAAGAUCAUAGAUUAAAUAAUUUUUAAAGCCUUGAUUUUGUGAUGUUAGAUGCAAGCAGGUGCCCAAUUUGUCAUAUAAUGUGAAUCACUUGCGUACAGAUGGGGGGACGCUCUUGCCCCCCAAAACCAAGAAAAUAAGAUAAAAGGAAAGAGAUAAGGGUGAAAUAUAUACUUUUCUGAAUGUUGUUUCAAAUUCUAUCACAAACUUGGAUAUUUAAAAUAAAAAUGUUGAAAUUUUGGCUCAUUCGCUUUGCUCGCUCGCAACUUUUUAUUGAUUUUACGCAAAAUGUCAUAUCGAGCCCCUUCAAAAUUUUUGGCUCAUUACACCACUGAUGUGAAUUGCAAUUUAUUAGUCGUUUAGGAUGACUGAAAGUGUUUUUCUCUUGAAAUCAACUAGGAAUAUAUUGAAUGCACAGGAAAAUUAUUUUCUAUUCUACGAGAAAAUAGCAUCUUAUGGAAGUCAUAACACAUACCAUAUUGGGAAGCUGUGCUGCUCGCAUGUGAUGUCACAAAAUUAAAACUGAGUAAAUCUGCAACAUGUUGUUGAUGUUUUUCCCAUUUGUCUGCUUUUAUUGAACCCAUCUUGACAUCAGGGUGAACUUUCUCUCUCAGGAUACUGUUCAAAAGAAAUACAAGUAUGGUUGACAUGAAGUUUUAUGAUGAUGAUCUUUGAAAGUUUUCAUGGUGGAGAGAAAUAUGGAAGUUUGCAGUAAACACCAUAAUCCUGAAAAGGACUGUUUGUUUAUCUUUCUUGGGCUGUUUGAUAACUCUUAAAAAGUCAGGGUUCCCACAGUUAUGGAAAAUUGUGGAAAAAUUUGUGGUCAUGGAAAGUCAGGGAAUUUUGAAAAUUUGUGAAAAGUCAUGGAUUUGCAUUUACCUCUUGGCUGUGGCAGCUUUCCAGAUUGUCAUGUCUCGCAACUCUCAUACUCUGUGAUCAUACUCUGCUAUUAUAAUUGGUGUUCAUGAAUUCCAUUUUUUCCAGUUUUGUGACAUCCCAAAUUCUACAUAACUCCCAGGACGUCACAGGAAGUCAUAAAAAGCAGCAAUUUAGUCAUGGACAAGUCAUGAAAAAGUCAUGGAAUUCUGUUUUCAAAUUUCUGUGGGAACUCGGAACUUUUUAGGAGCUAUCAUCAAGCAGCCAGGCAAGAGAAACAAACAGUCUGUCCUUUUCAGGAUUAUAUACAUGUACACGGUUGUGUGUCCCGCAAACUUCCAUAAGAAGUUUUGUGAAAUUAUGAGAAUGAGAUAUCCUUUGUAAAAAUAAAACCUGUCUGUAGAUUGUAUCUCUGGUUAUUAUGGUAUUGGUAAAUAUUAUAAAGACAAGUUUUUAAUGAAAAUGUAAUGUUCAUUAAGAAAUGGCACAGCCAGAAAGCUCAGCAACAUUUUUGUGUUCAAUAUGAAUAGGAUAUGAGGGUUUUUUUUUUUUUUUUUAUUGCAGAGCCGACAUUUGUUUGUGGCAAGGCAACAUGAAUUUGCAUACCAGUGAUAUUCCCUUGAAAAGUUAGCACAAUGUAAAUUAAUACGUCUUGAGUUGCAUGGUUGAAAAAAUCUUUGAUGUCAUAAGUAAUAAUAGCAUCAUGUAAGGUGAAUCACAAUUAAAUCAUUACAAUAUGAUUGUGUGCAAUUUUUGUCAAUUGUUUAGACUUACAGCUCAUUAUCAUCAGCAUAAGUUGGGUGAUUUAUCUCGCCAUGACUGAACAGUAUUGAAAAUUAAGUGACUAAGCUUUGUCGUACCAUAUCUUAACAAGAUUGAAGUUCUCUUUAGUUUUGGACAUGUCUCACUUCCUCUGAAUUGAUCAUCAAAGCUUCAUUUCACUAGCUUAAACUCGCAAAGUUUAAAACAAUUUGGGGAUCAUUAUGAACUAUAUGAAGUAAGUCUCCAAAUUGAAACAAAUUAACAUGCUACUACAUAUUUUAGGAAAAAUACUGGUAGAUAUUCGUAGUCUAGUUUUUGUUUUUUGUUUACUUCUUUCUUUUCUUACACAGCUCAUGGUACAUGUAUGGAGUAUCGAAGCGAUGCCGUCAGUUGCCAUGGUGUCAUGGCGGCCUGGUUCUAAACAAAUGAUCCCAGAAUGAAAGCGUGUGUUUCCUCAUAGGAGAAAAUGGCUGCUAUCGGAAUGAUGGCUUGCAACCUAUUUUUCAGACGAGCCAAAAUGUGUACAGACUCUGUUUAGUACUAUGACACCAUGGCAACUUACGUCACACUUCGGUACUCUAUUUCUUCUUCUUGUAUGACUUGGUUGUAGUAUGCUUGAAUGAUUGUGCCAGACUGACAUCCUUAUACACAUUUAUUAACAGAAAAAGUGAAUGUUGACGCUACAUUUGCCAGCUGAAAACGUGAUCAAGUUUUAUUCUGAGCUUUAUCAUAAUUCUAUCUUUGAUGGAAUUUUCAGUGGAAUCCUGGAAUUUGAUUUGCUGUUCAGCUUAGUUGCCAUGGAAGUUGUUACAUGCAUUCAAAUGUAUAUUUCGUUCGUAAGACAACGUUGCAACAUGGUAUGGGAGAAGUGCGUUACAACUAUGUAUUCAUUUUGAUGUUUUUUCAAACUUAUGCUGUUUUUAUUUUACCCUAAAUCCAGACCUGUCCAUUAUGGCAAUUUCCAUGAAAUGAAGGUCAAAAUAAUUUGAUAACAUUAAAAUAUCUGUAAAAUAUCAAUAUCUUAGAAAUAUCUGCUUGAAAAAAGAAAUUGUUUAUACAGCAAAUCCAUUAUGAGUCAAAUUUCUUCAUGCAAAUUUUGUGUUAACUGACUACGUACAAAUAUGUGACUGUGUGUUCAGUUGAAUAGCAUGCAUAACAACUUAUUAACUGUUAAGAGGAUGAAAAUAAUAUAGACUUUAUUUUUGUAUAAUUGUAAAUCAAUGUACAUACAUUGCAAUUAGGAUUACUGAAAAAUGUAUCUUGAGUUGGUGAAAGGUGGUGGUUGUCUUAGCUAUUUGAAAUUAACAUUUUAUGGGAUGUAAUAAAUUUGAAAUUUUGAUAAUCUAUUUCCAGAAGGUCAGAAGGUAACAAUUUUUACAAACAAAAUUAAAUUCUUGAAAAACUUUUAAAUGAGUAAUGAAAUAAGGUUUUUAUCUCAUACACAAAACAUUCCAUAGUUAUAGCAAUUCACUACUUCUAAAUAUAGAUUUGUGAAUUCUUCUUUCUUUGUACAAUGUAUCUAAUAGGAAAUUAUUACUUGCUGUCUGCUAUCUACACCUCAUACUGCCAGAUAUAUUAUUUGUGGCAAGCUUGUGAAUAUUCUGUAUUGUACAUGGAUAAAUGAAUUGCUAUCUUUUUACUUUGCUUAUCAUUUUCAAAAACAUGUAUAAAAUGAUGUUUGGCGAGUUGAAUGCAGGUUUUGCAAGUUUUUUUUUUUACAUAUAUUUUUACAAUAUAGCCAAUGUAUAUUCUUUUUUUAUCAGUAUUCUGCAUAAAUGGGCAGUUCUAUGAUAACAAUUGAUACAAAAUAGCAUCUUUUCGUACAUUGUUAUUCAUGAAAAUCCACACACGGGUUUAACAAAUCUUUGAAAGGUGUUAUGAAUAUAUAACAUUUUGAUAAAUCACUUCCAUAAAGCCCGGCUCACACUGUGAUUUGUUGCGAUCCAAAUUUCAGAGAAAUUGUGAUAACAUUUGAUAUGGACAUUCCAACUAAUAAAAUCAGAAUAGUGGUAGGACUACUUAAAUCAAAAUUCAGUCUAGUUCGAGCCUCCCUGAAUGAAUAGAAACAAAUUAAAUUCCAAAUCGUAAUGACGUCAUCAACGGCUGCGAGUUGAAGCCGAUUUGGGAUUUACCCCAACCAUAGUGUUUGCCGCAAAGUAAAGAUAUGAUUUCAGUAUUCCUAGCAUCAUGCAAAACUUUAUAUAAAUAAUUUUACUUCUUGGAACUUUUAUAUUUAAUGCAAAAUGUAAUUUCUUGCACAAUCACGUCACAAUCGAAUCGCAUAGUGUGAGCCGGGCCUAAGUUGAAACUAGAUUAAAAUUCAGUCCAGGCUUUAGUUAUGCCUAGAAAUUUAGAAUCUUAUUUUUUUUUCCUCAGAAUUUACACAAGAUAAUUCCUCCCUGAACAUGUGUAAUUGUCUUUGUUGCAACUUUUUGUGAUCAAGUAUAGAGCUUCCUUCCUGUCAAACAGCAAAAACUUAAAUAUUCUAUAUUUUAUAUAAUAAAAAAUAAUUUCACAUCUUCAUGUCUCUCAUUUUGAUAGCACCAAUGUGGUCCGUUUAUCAGUUCUUUGAUUAAAAACAAAAUUUCAAAUGCCAUGAACUUCUCACGUUCCAUGCAAGUAUGGUGAUAUUUUUUUCAGCAUAAUCUUUGUUUGUCAUGUCUGUUUUUCUCUUUUUAUUCCAAUCAAUUAUUUGUUAAGAUGCACUUGACCUUUACAAUGCAUAUUUCUUAACUGAAAGCAAGUAUAAUGCUAGUGGUUUUGAAUUUUACCUUUUUCACACUUCUUAAAGGUCAAGUCCACUUCAGAAAAAUGUUGAUUUGAAUAAAUAGAGAAAAAUCAAACUAGCAUAACACUAAAAUUUCAACGAAAUUGGAUAUAUAAUAAGAAAGUUAUGACAUUUUAAAGUUUCUCUUAUUUUUCACAUAUCAGUGAUAUGCACAACUCAGUGAUAUGCAAAUUAGACAGACAAUGAUGUCCCUUACUAUUUCUUAUGUAUUUUUAUCGUUUGAAUUAUAUAUUUAUUUUUUUACAGAUUUGACAAUAAGGACCAACUUGACUGAACCAUAUAUUAAACAAUGCUAAUUCCACAUGUUCAGGGAGGAAUUAAUUGUUGUUUCACUUGACAAUGAGGAGAAAAUUAGAAUAUUUCAUUUUAUAAAAUACAAAAGAAAUAUAUGACGUCAUCAGUGUCUCUUCAUUCGCAUUCAGACCAGGAUGUGCAUAUGAUUGUUUUGUGAAAUUAAGCAUAACUUUAAAUUGUAACAACUUUCUUUUUACAUCCAAUUUUGAUGAAAUCUUCAGUGUUAUGCAUGUUGGAUAUUUCCCUUUUUUAUUAAAAUCUACUUUUUGUUGUAGUGGACUUCUAAAUUGGGAGGAGAUAAUCUGAAUUGCUACCUUUCAGAGCUCUUGUUUAAAGGAUUUUCCUAUUUUUCAUUUUUUCUGUAAACUUAUAUGGGGGAAUGCAUUUCUUUUCUAUAUUUUUUCCCCAUAAAAUCAUCCCUAUUUCCAAUGAGAAUGGAUGGAACGCCUGUAUUAUAGAAUUGCCCAUGUACAUUAUUUUCUUGUGGUUGGAUUUGUUAUAUAAACUAUAUAUCCCUUGCCAAAUGCUUUCUUACAUCUUCCGCCGUCGUUAUGAUAGUUAAUUGUGAUCUAUUUUUGAAAUAUUUUUGUAUGAUAUGAUCAGUUUUUAUUGGUUCAUAUAGAAUUCUUUGAAAUGAAUAAAACCAAUUUAAGAAAAAAU
Messenger RNA from Lytechinus pictus (painted urchin), 8854 nucleotides. RefSeq lists its product as uncharacterized. Gene Ontology annotation, biological process: double-strand break repair. The coding region runs from base 37 to 2859 and encodes 940 amino acids. The record is from RefSeq and is a predicted model, not a curated record. Gene Ontology annotation, molecular function: metal ion binding; ubiquitin-protein transferase activity; nucleosome binding. The transcript is spliced from 7 exons. Gene Ontology annotation, cellular component: nucleus; site of double-strand break. Lineage: Eukaryota; Metazoa; Echinodermata; Echinoidea; Temnopleuroida; Toxopneustidae.